Molecule: messenger RNA, 1239 nt
Organism: Hylaeus volcanicus
Lineage: Eukaryota; Metazoa; Arthropoda; Insecta; Hymenoptera; Colletidae
Exons: 3
Coding region: 175-708 (177 amino acids)
Source: RefSeq, a predicted model, not a curated record
UCUAACAAGCGCCAUAAUUUAUGGAAAAACACAAGAGCAAAGAUCCUAAAGUUCAUAAAAAAUUACGUUUGAAAGCAUGAAAUUCGUUGACUGGUACGAUGUAAAAGCGAAUAGAGCGGAAGCUGGAGAAGAAAGUAUGAAAAACAGACGGAGGCUAGACCAGGGUCGUCAAUCAUGAAAAAUCGCGUGUCGAACGCCUCGCAGCAGUUCGUUGAGCUCUUCUCGCGAGUGGUCUGCUGGCUAUGGGAAACCCUCGACAAGUUAUUGGACAUCUUUCUCGAUUUCCUGGCGAGGCUAAUCGAGCUGACACUAGCGGUGAUGAACCUGAUUUUCCAGGUGAUCUGCUUCCUACGAGAUAUCUGCAUCGACUCGAUGCAAACCUUCGCUAACAUCUUCCGUGGUAUCGUUAACGUCAUUGCUAACAUCACCUGCGACGAAGUCGAGGAUUUCGCCUCUGCUUGCAUCGUCGUCCUCCUCUGGAUUGGGGCCUUCAGGAUCGCCAGGAAUCUGUUCAACCGAAGUUCUAGAGUCAACGUGUUCCGUCUCUUCGGUCAGCAACACGCGGCGAAUAUAAACAAUAACAAUAAGCUAGCAGCUGCGCAACUCGGAUGUGUUUGUCCCACGAGGAAAAGGACAGGGAGAAGGAAUAACCGGCGAAAUGGGAGACGACCUCAGGCCAAACUCGCGGAUGAAGAAUUGAGCGGCUAAAAUGAAAUAGAAGGCGACAAUAUUCGGCAGAAGACAUCUAGAAAACGAAAAUCGAAGGAAGACAGCAUAUCUUAUAAAUAUUAUACCUUAUACUUUAUUCUAUUACACAUUCUUUUUAUAAAAAAAAUUGGUAAAAUACUCUGACGAAAAUAACGCCAAAAUUUUACGUUCGCCUAUUUACAGAAAUAUUCAUUCGUUGUAACAAUGUGUAAACUCGUAUAUCAAAUACAAUUACACCUUUCAACUUGCGUUCUAUUAUGUACAAUUAAAUAUAAAAUGUUAACAGGCAUCAAUCUGUAAAAGAGAGGCGUGGAAAUCUUUGCUAUCCAAAAUAGAGAAUAUAUUUUUUAGGUAAAUCGAAAUAUGUUAAAUAUAAUCGGCCUCCUCUUUUACACGUUGAUAUGCGAAGUCUUAUAGUUCUGUCGUUUGCGCAACAAUCGUGUUUCAGCAUUCCAGUUAUAAAUAAGUUCUUUGAAACCCACUGUUUAAUAAGAUAAUACUUUGUUCAUGUUAAUUUGUAUCCUAACUCGC